This is a messenger RNA of Mya arenaria, 4694 nucleotides long. RefSeq lists its product as uncharacterized. Gene Ontology annotation, cellular component: membrane. The record is from RefSeq and is a predicted model, not a curated record. The coding region runs from base 533 to 2386 and encodes 617 amino acids. The transcript has 7 exons. Gene Ontology annotation, biological process: hemocyte migration. Gene Ontology annotation, molecular function: growth factor activity. Lineage: Eukaryota; Metazoa; Mollusca; Bivalvia; Myida; Myidae.
AUAUCUAAGGUGCAGUUGGGAGACACUAGAGACGCCUGACAUGGACAAACAGUAGAGGGCUACAGUUUCUUUAUCUUCUGUGAUGUUGACACUGUGUAUAUUGCUGACUGAUUAAUGCUGGAUCACACUUCUUAUUUUAAAACAUGCAUUUAGGCUACGAUAAAGAUUUCUUUCUAAAUUUGGACGAAAACUCGACCGAUAUCAUUUCGAAGUGGUGGCACUACUGACGGACAUAUUGCACUCAACCAAUGUUGCUUUUCUUACGUCAGGGUGUCUUUUGAGAUUACAUUUUAUCUAUUGAGAAAUAUCGCGGCAGCAGAUACGUUUUUGCAUUUGCAUACUAAAUCUGGAUGUGAAGCGGUAUAGAGGUGUGAAUUCUGCAGAGGACUUUGCGCAGUACGAAACUUUUUUGCGAUAUAAACGUUUUGAAAUUAAACAUAGUGAACAGGUUUAAAGUGUUAUAUUAUUCAAGUUUAACGGAAAAAAAUAAUAUUAUUUCAGAUGAAUUUAAAAUCAAAAGGCCUUAAAAACGAUGGCGUUUAAAAAGAUUGCAAGAUUUCGAUCGCAAAGCUGCCCCGUUGAUGGGACUUGGAAUAAAUAUUUUGGUGACAUGGAUUGCAGAACGACCAGAGAGGAAAGUCUCAGAAGAAGACCAACCAUAGCUACUACCGGACCUGAUAAGUCACGACCCAGAUCAAACAAAGGAUUAGGAAAUGACUUAGAUAGUCAAUUUAGCAAUUGUGACAGUUUCCGAAAGGACUUAACAACUUCUCAAUCAGCAGGAAAUUACAAUUUAAGAUCUAAUUACAAUAGGUAUGGUAAAGAAAAUAUUGAGAAUUCGAUAAUCACUAAAGAUCAAAGCGAGUUCAAGACACACGACAACAAGGACUUUAUUGUUGAUUGUAAAAAUUGUGAGGAGGCUAAGUCUCUUCUUCAGGAAACUGGGGACUGUUGUUCGUGUGAGUGCCAGCACGACAGGUCAUUUCAAGUGUUACAGGACGAGUCAAGAAACAAACGAAGAAGUGCGACCUCGGGACAAAGACAGCAAGGAGUGCAGGAUAUCAAAUACAAAUCGCUCUCACGCUGGGACAAUUUUAGCUUCAUUAGAAAGCCAACAGUCGAAAGAUUUCAGGGACAUCAACUAUACAACAUAUUGAAUCUCGCUCACUCUUGGAUUAGACGCAAUAUGGGUUUGUUUGUUUUCGAGUGUUUUAUAAUAUUAGUAGUAUUUAUAAGUAUAAGUGGGACUGUAAUGUUAAUUAACAAUCACAAUGACAAGCCAGACAAGUUUGAUAAAGUUUUGCCAAUCGAACCAUUGACGUCAAGCGAAAACAAAGACGAUGAAUACUCCGACUUCUGGGUGUCAGAUGAUUAUAAAGACAUAGUGACUUCACAUGAGUUGAAGGAUAACAAUCCAGCAAAUGAAUAUAAACAUGUAGUGUCAUUACAUGGUCAUAAAAAUAUGAUGCCAGCAACUGAUCAAGCGGAUAAAAGAGAGAAAGACAAAACAAAUUAUAUGGAUACUGUUUUACCAUUGGAGAAAAUCGGAAAAUUUGGAGAAGAUAACAGUAAUGUGGUGUUAGACAUACCUUACCAAAGCGUCUCGUUGGCGGAUUUUGAGGCGCACCUUGUCCGGGCGAAAAGCGCCGAGGAGUUGAUGAAAAUAUUUUUCAAAGACCCCAACCUGAGCGCGGAGCAGAUACGCAGCAUCAUGUACAUGAAGCAAAACCCAAAGUUGUAUUCUACAGACUUUGAUCCAGAGCUUCCUGCACACGCUCCUGAAGCAGAAGAUAUGGAAGCUGCCUUUGCCCACCACAUGGAGGUUAUGACCAGUCCCAACUCAGAGUGUGUACCGCGACCAGAGACUGAAAGGAUAGAGGAAGUCCACGAAGAUUCAGUGAAGCAUUUCCUGCCUUCCUGCACAAUCGUUCACAGGUGCCGAAAAACAACAUCAUGUUGCCCUCGAGGACACGAAUGUGUCCCAACCAAGGAAGGCAUCGAGCUCUUUGAUAAAAAGUUCAUGGUUUUAGAGAUGCAGCGAGGGUCUGAGCACUUGUUACCAGCCAAGGAGCACAUGGUGGUGGCGAAGACGUUUGUUAACCACACUGCCUGCGAAUGCAGGAGGAUGUUGGUAUCAUCAAACUGCGACAAGGAUUGUCCACAGCAGUUUCGGAAGGAGCGUCCCGGGAUAGACUGUGUGUGUACAUGUCGACAGGGCCAUGGCAAAUGUCGCCGUAUACAGAGGGGCCUGGUCGCUCUGGACGAGGAAGACUUAGUGUGUAUCAAAGAAGGCAACUGUAUCAUACCAGAGUGUCAAACAGGAGAGUUCGACGUAGCCAAGGGAUUCUGUUCCAGGAGUCAACGACAUAAACGCAACCGUGGGUAGCGGGCCAUAGAUAUACAGAUGGAGGAGAAAGGGUCGUUGGGUUUUGAGAACAAUAGGGACUGGGUCCAUUAACCCGAUGAACAAUUGCAAUUAACCCUCAGGGCUAUUUGAAACUCAAGAUAUUUCCAUGAAGGUUUACAAAGUAACAACACCUCUAGAAAUUAAUGACGGACUGAAACAAAUAACCAGUACAAAGACUACAACCAAGUAUGAACAUGAACUUUUACAGAUUGGAGCGAUGAGAGACAAGAUUAGUGCCUUCAGUUUUAGUAUUAUGUAUGACCAGUGACCAGUGCCAGUUGAUGCUUUCAAUGUUCUGCUAAUAAGAGUUUAACAUGUAAAAUAUAUUUUGAUGUUUACCAUUGAACUAUUUUUGCAGGCAGACCACAUUGUCCCGUUAUUACAUGUAUACAUUUAAGUGAUAUAUGCUACGACCUCAAAACUACAGAGACAAUCUCAGAAGCCGAACCGUAGCCAAAUACGGCAUGCACACAAUGUAACAAGCUUCUAAAUCGUUGCAGGAUAAAAUAAAUUCAUCUUUAAACACUUUUUACAAUGAAACUGACAGACCACUAUGCUGCCGUUGGUCUCAUUUACAAUUUCAUUUUGUUAUCUUUACGUUCAUUAGCUCUGUUUAUCUUUACUGAGUAUAUGUAUAUGGAAUAUGUCCACGUUGCCUUAUUGAAUUAACAUGGGAUUAGCAGUGCCUUAACACUGUAAGAAGUUGUUUUGCCAGUUAUCAUACGUUUAUCAUUUCUUGUUAAUAAAACAAGACAUCAACAUUGUAUAUAUAUCAUUCUAAAAUAUUAUACGUAGACCUUUAUCACUGACAAAACGGUCCGAAUGAAAUAAUGUGUUAACUAUAGAAUUGUUGUUGUCUUUUUUUAAUUGUAUUCAUAGUAAAGAUUUAGCAACUGAAUGUUCAGUCUGUCAAAUACUCAUUUCAUGGUAUUGAAUUUUUAUUAUGUAUUUUAAAGGGAAAAGUAUACGACUUUUGAAUCUAUUAUUAUAUCAUCAUACAGAAUUCUGGCAUUAUGACAAAGAUUAAAUCUAAUUUAUACUUUUUAAAUGAUUUUCUAAAGGAUGAUAUUUGUAUAAAAGUGCAGAGUUUUUGUGUGUAAGAUGUUUUUUGGUCUGGACGAAAGAAAACAAAAUACUCAUUGAAAAAUAUCGAAUUUAUAAUAAUGCAAAAGAGCGAAUAUAAUCUUUGUUGAUCAAAUCUCACCACUGAUCUACUUAAUUUGACACACGUAUGCCUGGUAGCGCUUCAUCGUGUGUAGCUCUCGAAAAGCAAGGGCGAUGGAUUCUUUGUUUCCAAGGAAUGAGUACUCCGUCUUACCAUAUGGCGAUCUCUUAAUAACAUUGACAUGCUACAAACUGUCCUGGUAAAAAUUAUGAAUAAACUAGUAAGCGAUGUGUUUCCACUAUAUCCAGUCUAAAAUGGAAGUAUUCACUUUUUAUUAAUCAACAUUACAAUUUGGGUCAAGUGUCAAAUGUUCACAACACAAAUGCUUUUCUAGCAAAGAAUCUUAAUACUAUUAUACAAAACAACAAAAUGGUGGUACGUACAUGAACUGACCAUUUGUAGAGCAGAACAUAGCGAUGAUUUAUUUGUAUUUAAACAAAGCGUUUCUCAUCCAUACAAAUAAGUGUAAUGCUCGCAUCAAAAUGUUAACACAUGCAUGUGUACAUAUCCUUUCUCACGUAUUGAGUAGGUUGUUAUCUUCUUACAUAACAUUUAUUUUUAUAAGGGUUUACCUCCUUUUACACUACCUACGCCAUCAAAGUAAGAUGGGAAAAUCAUAAUUUUAAAUAAUCAUAACUUGGGUUCUUUCUUUUUUGCUGAGUAUAUUUUGUCAUUUAACUAUAUCUUUAUUUUUUUACUUAUUGUUUUUUUUCUUUUACAUUGUUUGUUUCCUUUUGCCUCGAAUUAAAUAAGAUAUCUCGAAUGACCACAAGCCAGACCCACUCUCAGUAAAUACUGCAGUAGCCACGGAAAGAGAUCUCCUUGAACCCAAGUCUGUACUAGCAAUAUUUGCUAUAUGUAUAAUUUCUGUAUGUUUGUGUUUUAUUUAUUCUAGUGAUACAUAUGUUUAACGUGAAAUACUAACCAAUUGUUGGACACAAAUAUUUGUUCAACAGACACGUUAUUUGCUUACGUUCACAUGUAUAUCUGUGCAUAAACAAGUGCAUUGUUCAUGUGUAGCCAAAGAAACAUACUAUCUUUACACAAAAUAAGAUGGCAUCUGAUUUAUGUACAUUUCAGUUCAUUUGUAUAUAUUUCGAAUUAAAUUAUUUGCGGUUUAUU